AUGAUCGACCCGAGUGUGCGACUGCGCAACGCCAUCGUCGACGGCCAGCUUCCCAUCGUUGUGCGCCUGCUCAACCGGUACCCGGACCUGCUUGACAAUAUCGACCCGGCCAAUGGGUGGUCGAACCUCCAUUAUGCCGCGUACCACGACCGGCUCGAGAUAUGCGACCUGCUGCUGCGACGGAUUGCAGACCGCGCGCGCGGACCCACCGCGGGCGACGAGAUAAAGCUAACGUUCCAACACGAUACCGUGAUCCACACCGCCUGCUCCAACAACGCCCACCGCAGCCUCGAACUGCUGCUGGAGUAUUUCAGCGUGUGCAUCGACCAGCGCGGCCACCACGGCUACACCGCGUCGCAUGUGUGCUGCCUGGCGAACUUCCCGCUCUGUCUGAGCGUGCUGCUGGAGAACGGCGCGUACCCCAACAUCCAGGACGACGACGGCAACAGCCCGCUGCACCUGGCGCUGCAGUACGGCGCGCUGGAAUGCAUCGACCUGCUGGUCGCGUACAAGGCGGACGGCCAGCUCGUGAACAACGCGGGCUGGAAGCCAGAGGAACUGGCGUACGAUUUCGAGGUCCAGUCGCGGUAC
Molecule: messenger RNA, 591 nt
Organism: Ogataea polymorpha
Lineage: Eukaryota; Fungi; Ascomycota; Pichiomycetes; Pichiales; Pichiaceae
Exons: 2
Molecular function (GO): protein binding
Source: RefSeq, a predicted model, not a curated record